AUGGUCUCGUUGCUGAAUGACAAGACCAAGAAGCGUUUGCCGAAAGGACCGUGGGGAUUACCGCUUGUCGGCUACCUGCCUUUUCUGGGCAAAUUUCCCCACUUUACGCUGUGGAAGUUGAGUGAAAAAUAUGGCAAUAUUUACACACUUCCAGUUGGCAUGCAAAAUAUUGUGAUACUAAAUGACUGGAACUCGAUUAAAGAUUCGCUCAAAAAAGAUUCAUUUUUAGGUCUAGUCGAUGAGAACUCGCUCAGCUGGCGCGAAGAACGUCGUGUCUACGAAAAUCUUUUCAAAACAAGCUUUGACAGCUCGAUCAUCUACAAGAAUAUGCUCAUUGAGAUGCGCUGUCUGCUCAUCUACCUGCGGAAGACGAACCAAAAUCCACUACAAUUACGAGUCAACUUUUCAAAGAGCGAAUGUAAGACACACUACAAGACACUGCGAAAUGAAUCGUCAGUACGCGACCUGAUUGAUGGAUAUCUGGUCGAGUUGAAGGGCAAGAAAGCCCACUCAGUGCCAACGACAAUGUCAAUCGAGAAACUACGCGCCAACUGUCAGGUGUUCCUCAGCUUCGGCACUGAAGCCUUCCUCUCCUGUCUGGAGUGGUCGCUGAUCUCCAUCGCCUACUACCCUGGCCACCAGAAGAUGAUCAGCGAGGAGGUGGAGCGGGUGAUGGGCGGCCAGCGAAUUCCCGAGUUCAAGGACGCACUUCGCAUGCCCUUUACGGUGGCAUUUCUCAAUGAGGUUCUCAGGUGGAAGACGGUGCUGCCGUUUAAUUUUAUACGAAGAGCGAUUGAAGACGCCUCCAUACUGGGCUGCUUCAUUCCCAAGGACACCCUGGUCCUCUGCAAUAUCUGGGCGGUCCACCACGACCCGACCAUCUGGCCGGAUCCCUUUCGCUUUGAUCCGACGCGCUUCCUGUCGGACGACCAAAAGUCGCUAAUAGAAUACCCGGAAGGCUUCAUGCCCUUCAGCCUGGGAAAGCGCUCUUGUGUGGCCGAGCCCUUUGUCCGCAAGCUGCUCUUCCUCUACAUCGUCUCAAUAGUGCAAAAGUUUUCCCUUUCUACGCUGAACGGCGAAGAAAUCUUUGACGAGGAGUACAACACCACCGUUAGACCGAAAAGUCAGGUCAAUCUGGUGUUCAAGUUGAAGCACCCACCACCACCACCACCUCCAGAUGAGUGCCUGAGUGGCAGCACACAUCCCACCUAG
This is a messenger RNA of Rhagoletis zephyria (snowberry fruit fly), 1212 nucleotides long. Lineage: Eukaryota; Metazoa; Arthropoda; Insecta; Diptera; Tephritidae. The record is from RefSeq and is a predicted model, not a curated record.